CGCCGCCGCCGGGGCUGCUGCUCCGGCUGCUGCAGGAGGCGGCGCUGGCUGGCGGCUGCGCUCGCUUCCAGUCGGCGAGCGGAGGAGCGAGCGUGCGUGUGUGCGUGUGUGUGUGUUUUUAAAGAUGGCCGGAGCGGCGGCGGCGGUGGCCGCGGGAGCAGGAGCCGGAGCCGCCGCGGCAGCGGUGUCGGUGUCGGCUCCGGGUCGGGCCUCGGCACCCCCUCCGCCUCCGCCCGUGUACUGUGUGUGCCGGCAGCCGUACGACGUGAACCGCUUCAUGAUCGAGUGCGAUGUCUGCAAGGACUGGUUCCACGGCAGCUGUGUUGGUGUAGAAGAACAUCAUGCUGUUGACAUUGAUUUGUAUCACUGCCCCAACUGUGCAGUUCUACACGGUUCUUCCUUGAUGAAGAAGAGGAGGAAUUGGCAUAGGCAUGACUACACAGAAGUGGAUGAUGGCUCCAAACCUGUGCAAGCUGGAACUAGGGCCUUUGUUAAAGAACUGCGUUCUCGAGUCUUCCCAAGUGCUGAUGAAAUAAUUGUAAAGAUGCAUGGCAGUCAGCUGACACAAAGAUAUCUGGAGAAACAUGGAUUUGAUGUCCCUAUUAUGGUUCCUAAAUUAGAUGACCUUGGACUGAGGCUCCCUUCACCUGCUUUUUCAGUGAUGGAUGUGGAACGUUAUGUAGGUGGUGACAAAGUGAUAGAUGUCAUUGAUGUGGCAAGGCAGGCAGACAGCAAAAUGACACUUCACAAUUAUGUUAAAUACUUCAUGAAUCCUAACAGACCAAAAGUGUUAAAUGUGAUCAGCCUUGAAUUUUCAGAUACAAAGAUGUCUGAAUUAGUGGAGGUCCCUGAGAUAGCCAGAAAACUUUCCUGGGUGGAAAAUUACUGGCCAGAUGAUUCAGUCUUCCCCAAGCCCUUUGUCCAGAAAUACUGCUUAAUGGGAGUUCAAGAUAGCUACACGGAUUUCCACAUUGACUUUGGUGGGACUUCAGUCUGGUACCAUGUCCUUUGGGGUGAGAAGAUUUUUUAUUUGAUAAAGCCAACAAAUGAGAAUUUGGCACUCUAUGAAUCUUGGAGUUCAUCUGUGACCCAGAGUGAGGUGUUCUUUGGAGAUAAAGUAGAUAAGUGCUACAAAUGUGUGGUAAAGCAGGGGCAUACCUUAUUUGUUCCUACAGGGUGGAUUCACGCUGUGCUCACUUCUCAGGACUGUAUGGCUUUUGGGGGCAACUUUCUGCACAAUCUCAACAUUGGCAUGCAGCUCAGGUGUUAUGAGAUGGAGAAAAGACUAAAAACACCAGAUCUUUUCAAAUUCCCUUUCUUUGAAGCCAUAUGCUGGUUUGUAGCCAAAAGUUUGCUGGAAACCCUGAAAGAACUGAAAGAAGAUGGUUUCCAGCCUCAAACUUACUUAGUACAGGGAGUGAAAGCACUGCAUACUGCUUUAAAAUUAUGGAUGAAAAAAGAACUUGUAUCUGAACAUGCCUUUGAAAUUCCAGACAAUGUUAGACCUGGGCAUCUUAUUAAGGAACUUUCUAAAAUAAUUCGAGCAAUAGAGGAUGAAAAUGGCAAACCAGUUAAAUCUCAGGGAAUUCCUACUGGGUGUCCAGUGUCACGGCCUUCAAAUGAAGCAUCUUCACCAUAUCAUUCUCGGCGAAAGAUGAGGAAACUUCGGGAUCAUAAUGUCCGAACUCCUUCUAACCUAGAUAUCCUCGAGCUCCAUACAAGGGAAGUCCUCAAAAGAUUAGAGAUGUGUCCAUGGGAGGAGGACAUAUUGAGCUCUAAACUGAAUGGAAAAUUCAACAAACACCUCCAGCCAUCUUCCACGGUACCUGAAUGGAGAGCAAAAGAUAAUGAUCUACGAUUACUGCUGACAAAUGGAAGAAUAAUUAAAGAUGAGAGACAGCUAUUUGCAGAUCGGAGUCUUUAUACAGCAGAUAGUGAAAAUGAAGAAGACAAGAAACCAACAAAGAAGGCAAACAUGAAGACAGAACAGAGCUCAGGAAGAGAGGGGAUGGGAAGUGAAGGAUCUCCAAGACCACUUAACAGAAUCUUUACAAGUGUGAAAUCAGAACUCAGGAAUAGAACAUCAGAAUAUUCUGAUGUUUCUGAUUCAGAAGACUCUGGACCUGAUUGCACUGCACUGAAAAUUAAUUUUGCCACUGAAGAUUCUGAAAGUUCAGGUGAUGAAAAGAAGCAUGAAAUAACAUCAAACUUUAAGGAGGGAUCUGAUAUAGUGAGGAACCUCCUUCAAAAGAGCCAGAAGCCAUCUAGAAAUGAGAUUCCAGUUAAAAGGGAGUGUCCUACCUCGACGAGCACAGAGGAAGAAGCUAUCCAGGGCAUGCUGACCAUGGCAGGGCUGCACUACUCCAUGUGUGCACCCAGCACAGGCUGCAGUGGUGACAGGAACUCUGUCCAGGAUUCCAGAAGCUGCCACAGCAGUCACUCUGAGCUUAGGCAGUUGUACCGCUGCGAUAAACCAGUGGAAUUUGGAUAUCAUGCCAAGACUGAAGACCAAGAUUUGAGGACUUCUUCCUGGACUAAACAGUUUGAUAGAACUCCUAGACUUAAUACUCAGGACUUAAGUAGAAGCCAGAAAUACAUCAAAAAGGAAAGCUCUUCAGAAAUCAGUCAGAAGGCACAGAGCAGGCAUUGUGUGGACAGCAAUAACUCAAGCAUUCAGAAUGGAAAGUACACACUGAAUCCCAGCUUGGCUUCAGGGCCAUGCCAGAUAAGCAAUGGCAGUCUAAGCCCGGAAAGGCCUAUUGGCGAAACUUCUUUUUCAGUGCCCCUUCACCCCACCAAGAGACCUGCAUCAAAUCCACCACCUAUCAGCAACCAGGCAACAAAAGGUAAACGUCCAAAAAAAGGAAUGGCAACAGCCAAACAACGUCUGGGGAAGAUCCUUAAAUUGAACAGAAAUGGCCAUGCACGUUUCUUCGUGUGACAGAGCUACUUUUGCAGUCACUCUUCCCUUUGGAGGGCAGUCUUGGGGUGUGGGAGCCUGGAGUUUCCACCAUCCCCUGCUUGGAGCAGUUUGUGUGUACAGUAAUACUGCCCGGAACAGAAUGGACCUGAUGCUGCAUUUUCACUGUGCCACACCCACUCAGCAAUAACCCUUUGGACCUGGUGGGGGAGAGGAAGGAGGAGGGUAGAACCUUAAAAAGAGACCUUGAACUGUAAAAGGGUCUCUUGUCAGGGCUUGAAUUUAAUUUUGUUGUUGGUAGUGUCUUGAUUUAUUUUCAGUAGUAGGAGAAAGAAUUAUCAAUAAUUUAUUUAACAGAUUUUUUUUUAAAGUUAACAGCUUUUAAAUUCUUUUUUAAAGCUAUUUAUUUGGAAGAUUUCUGGAGAAAUAUCUCACUAAUUUAGAUUUAAGAAUGUGAAGGUUUUUAAAUUAUUUUUGAUAGUGUGUGUGUUACAUGUGGGGAAGAGCCACAGUAACAGUAGCUAGUCUGGACUCUUAAAUUUGAUAUUCAGGUUAAAGUCUUAAACAGGGAUUUGAUGCAUUAAUUAUUUUAAAUUAAGAUGUAUAUGAAAUCGUUUUAUUUUAUAUAUUUCGUGUGUUUUUUAUAAGCUAUUAGCUUCGCUUUUGCUAACAUCCAAGGUGCAUACUGUAAUCCAGGUUGAUUCCCUUACACCCCACCUUUUCCUCUGCACCCCCGCCCCCCCCCCCAAUGUUUUGAGAUGACCCAAGACUCUUCUCUUUGCAGGGAAACACACCUCAUAGCCAAUGUAUAAGAACCACAUAAAGAGUCCUCAUUUCUCAUUUCUUUUGACAUUGUGGUUUUCUUCUACAUGUAAAGAAACAGGCUUGUUUCAUUUUCAUUUUUCCUGAUGAUAUCUGGUCCCAAAGAGAACAGCUUUAAUAUCUUUUCCCUGCUUAUGGGGAAAGUAUAAGUUUGGUUAAAAUGUCCUAUUUGUAGAUUUUCCAAAAACCUUUAUAAUUACAGAGGGCCUUCUUCAAUACUGCUGUUGUUGGAAGAGCCAACAUCUACCACAGGUUAUAUCUUACCAUGCUUUUAUUAUCUAGACAUAUUUUUUUUAAAAAUACAGUUUGAUUUAGGAUGUUCAAAUCUGCAUAAAAGCCAGAAUACAAUAGGAUUAUACUAUAUUAAGUUGUAAGUAGCAAGCAUGUUGGAAUAGAUUCGUGUGUGUGUGUUUUACUUUUUUAAUUUUAUGAAUUAUUUCAAUACAGAUUUGGAGUAAAAUGGGUGCUUUUUGCAGUUUCUUCCAUCUGUCUUAGGCUAGUGGCACAUGGAGGUUAAGUGUCUGGUUGAACUUAAUUAAGAUAAUAAUUUAUCUCCUUUAUGUACAAUUUUUAUAAGUGCAAGUUUCCACUUAUAAUAGCUUUUAGUCUUCCCAUUUUCCCCUCAUGGCAUAAAAAUGAUAUUGGGGGUUUGAUGGUAUCACAUUUUACAAAUUCUUACAAAGACAACAUAGGCAAAUAACAUGAAGUUUAUUUUUAUGGAGAAAUACGCCUGUGUAAUGGAUUGUCUUGUUUUCACUCAGCAAGGUAGCUAGACUUUUUCUUCUGCAUUAAGCAUUAAGUUUAGAGAAAAGAAUUAUGUACCAUUAUCUUUCCUAGUUGCAUUGAAAAUAUGUAUCUCCAAAGAGAAAUCUAUCUAUCUAUCUUUCUUCCUCCUCCUCCUUCCAUUUUUGGUUUUUGGUUUUUUGAGACAGGGUUUCUCUGUGUAGCCUUGGCUGUCCUUGACUCACUUUAUAGACCAGGCUGGCCUUGAACUCACAGCGAUCCACCU
Messenger RNA from Acomys russatus (golden spiny mouse), 4751 nucleotides. It is a transcript of the gene Kdm7a, whose product is annotated as lysine demethylase 7A. Gene Ontology annotation, biological process: protein demethylation; regulation of transcription by RNA polymerase II. Lineage: Eukaryota; Metazoa; Chordata; Mammalia; Rodentia; Muridae. The coding region runs from base 125 to 2941 and encodes 938 amino acids. Gene Ontology annotation, molecular function: histone demethylase activity; transcription coregulator activity. The transcript is spliced from 20 exons. The record is from RefSeq and is a predicted model, not a curated record.